This is a messenger RNA of Argentina anserina (silverweed cinquefoil), 516 nucleotides long. RefSeq lists its product as uncharacterized. The transcript is spliced from 2 exons. The record is from RefSeq and is a predicted model, not a curated record. Bases 1 to 516 code for a protein of 171 amino acids. Lineage: Eukaryota; Viridiplantae; Streptophyta; Magnoliopsida; Rosales; Rosaceae.
AUGGAUGCUUUGUGGGAGAUAGAAGAGAAGUGGAAGCUAUCGACCCAACAAGCAUUUCUUCUCUUGGUGUCUGCCGGCUUCGCGAUUAUCGGUGUCUGCAUGGCUAUGACUGUGUUAAGAAAGAAGGCUCAGAGGAAGCAGCAUCAGCAGCUUGUAGUGAUGGGACAAGAGGAUACUAAUGGGGCAUUAGGACACAAGAGGUUGGAGCCGAGCUGUGGUUGGGGCUCGAUAAAGAGAGCGUUGGUGGACUCGGUGCGGUGGAGUAAGGCGAGCAAGUGGGGGGAGAUCAGAAGAGGAGGGAGCUGGAGGGAGACGACACCGACGGGGCCGCUGCUGGAGAAGAGGAUUGGGGUUGAAAUGGGGUGGCACAGCCAUAACUCGGAGUCACCUGUUUGGCAAAGGCCUAUACUCAUGGGGGAGAAGUGUGAGCUUCCGAGGUUUAGUGGGUUGAUUCUAUAUGAUGAGAGAGGCCAGCCUCUUUGUGAUUCCCACCAGGAAACUGGAAUCCAGGCUUAA